AUGGCAAGCUUAAAUGAUUCAAGGUACGAGGUUUUAAGUGAAUUAGGAGAUUUAACAUUCUUUUUUUCUUUUCAGCCCUUUGGAAAAUUAUAACAGUCUCACAGAUCGCCAUCUCGUACACUUUUUCAGUUCUCCGAGGAUUCGUAGGCAUCUUAUACAAAGUGGACUUGUAUGUUAAAUAGUUUCAUGGAGCAGUUAUCCACUUCGGCCUUAUUUUAUUUCUGCACAUUAUUAUUCGUAUUUUUUGGGCUGAAUUUGGCUGAGUUGGGCAGGUGUUGGCGGAGUAUCAUUAUCAUAAUGUUCUGCCACACAGGUGUGAUAAUAUGCAUACAUAUUAUCGCGCAUGUAUGAUUUCCACGUCCAUUAACAAAACAACGUUUCGCACCAUCCGUGCAACAUUUUAUAUAUUGUGCAAAAUUGCAUAAUUUGUACUUAAGUAUCAUUGAAUUUUUCGGCAAAUGCUUUCCCUGCCAGCACCAGCCCCCUCUGGCCCCCUCAUGGCCCCGCCUCAUGAGGGGGCUAUGGCGGGGCCAGAGGGGGCUAUGAGGGGGCUGGAGAGGGGGCUAUGACGGGGCAAUUCCCCGAUGUGGCCCCCUCUGGCCCCCUCAUCGAAAAAAAAAUGCGCAUGGGGACGCCUUAUAGUUGUCGUUUUUUUCCACCACCCCUGGCCAUAUUAGACUGUCUGACGGUAAUACAGAUCCCUUAACGUCUAAUUACUCGCGUUAUAAUCCUGAUUACCCUUUUCCUAGACAGAUUUCCCCCGGUACCUGUCCUAUUUUAUCCCUUGUUGCCUUCUAGCGAACCCCAUAUCGCCAAAUAUGUCAUGUUUCAUUCCGGCUCCCCUUCCCAAAGCCAAUAUCUCCCGCGAUCGUUAGCGGACCUUCACGCGUGAUUGCAAACCCCCCAACGAACCAUAUCGAUCAGCACACUUAAACGCAAUUUAUAGGUUAACGAAAAUUUAUUGAUCGAUAAAGAUAAAAAUUGGAUACUUACAAACUGUCAUGGUUAGUAGAUUUCUGACAAACUCUUUCUCCUUUCGCCCGUCAGUAAUCGCCAGACGUUUAAUCUAUAAUACAUUCAAAUAAUAGAAGUGUCAGUAUAUGGACAUACCGCGUCUUGAGCGAAACCAGCAUCAAGAGUAGCAUUCGUAAGUUUGCUAUCCAAAAGGGAGGCCUUAAAAAUGAGUAAAUUUGAGGAAGGGAACGCAGGAUCCAGGUAGUCUUGGCAAUCAACAAAACAAAGGCUCAAAGUGCAGCUUUACAGAUGACUCUGCUACAACGGAUAUCUCAUUGAUAUUGCUUAAAUCAACAGGCAAUUAUUCAAUGAUAAUACAAAUUUACAGGUCAAAACUAACAAAAUAUCAUAAAAGAUAGCAAAAGGACAGUUCGUUACAUACCACAGUAACGUAUGCACGCAUACCACAGUAGACAGUAUUAGCACUCACAACGAGAGGAACGCAGCUCACGUGAGAGAUAAGUGCCGCAAAGUGACACACUUAAACAAUUAAGAGCAUUAUAUCAGGAUUGCCCAGAUAUGUAAAAAGCACAACUGCCGAGGUCCAAAAAUACUUUUUACUAUUCAAAAAACAAAUUUAAACCGAAAAAUGCACGCUUAUUCACGGAGUAAUGCCUGUUAAUGGUGCAUUACCAACGAGAAAACUUCGAGGGGGCUGGCCCCCUCAUAGCCCCUUCUGGGCCCCCUUUCAAGAGGGGGCCACGUGCUGGCAGGGUUGUCUGCGUAUUCCGAAUAACUUUAACUUAUACCGCGAACUAUGCGCAUUUAUUGAAUGCGACGAGAUCGGGCAUGGAAAUAAAACUACUGAUCCUGCGUCAAGCAGAAACUUUCGAUAUUGUGGAAAUUGCUACUAUUCUGCAGCACCUUCAGGCAGAUUUUGCGAACAAGUGUUUCCUGUGUCUCAUGCACCUGGUUCACAGAGGAUGGAAGUUUACUUAUUCCUUUUUUCGUUAGUAAUGAUAACUGCUUAUUGCCAUCAAGCCUACCAAAUGCAUGAACUCGAGCGAGUGAUGACUUGCCAUGUCAAUUGGCAUGUUCUUGAAGGAGAAUUUGGCGAUUCUCCUACUUGGUUCUCAUAUUGACGGACAUGUCAUGGGGCAGAAGACUAUCAUUGGUUGCAUGUGUCGCCCGAAGGAAUAACUUCGUUCCCCUCCGACAGUAUUUGCAUUGACUAUCAUAUUUGCUUCUAAUAAGUCCGCCCAACUCAUCUGUAACUUGACGUAUGCGCAUCACAAAGGAAUUUUUUGCAUGUGUAACUACAGUAUUUUCCACCAGAGGGCCCCAAGCACAUCCAUGUGUUUUCUCCAACAUCUUGCAACGGUUUAGAUCUCCAAUUUCCAUAAAAUAUAUUAAAAACAACCGAGUUGUCGUAAAAAUGGUGUGCUUUCAGCCAAUAAUAUGCUGCGUACAAUUACUAAAGCCUUUAAAGUCUUCCUCAUUGCCUUUAUGUGGUUGAAUAUACAUUCCCGUGAUAUCCAUCCAAUUUAAACAUUAAAAUCUGUUUAGGAGAUCUCGUAGAAUGCCUUGGCGGACUGUAUUGCCACUUUUACUGAAAAUGCUGAUUCGAAAUCUUAGUGUUUUAUUCUGUUGCCUUGAAUCUCGAGGUAUUUCAAAAUAGCAGUGGCAGAAUAUCUGAAGCAGCAAAGUCAGAGAUACUAGAAACAAGCAUGUGUAUGAGCAGAAACCGCAUAGUUCAGUCAGGAAAUGUGUGUCUCGUGAUGUGAUGCUCCUGGAAUUCAGGACUAGCAUCCAACUCCAACAGAAGUCACACACAAAAUGAUUUGCUUUCAAAAACCUCCUCUCUUUCGCGCGAUCUUUUCGCUACAGCUGACUGUUCUGUUGACUUGAAGUUUUUUAACUGAUGGGAUUAACCCUUCCUUAUCAUUAUCGCAAUGAUUUCUACUCAAUCUUUCCUCUAGGUUGCUUCCAUUUCUUUAAGAUCUGAGGUCCUUGUAGUGAAUACUAUUGUAUGUAGAGCUAAGAAUCAGGCCGUAUUUUGCAUUUGUAAACGAGCAGUUUAGUCUCGCCUGUUAUCUCGUCUACUCCAAUCUACACCCGUCUGGGCUCUGUCUUGUCACCAGGACAUUGUGCGUGUAGGAUGAGAAAGUGGGACAUAUGCUUUGAGAGCUCACUUUAUUCUAAAAACUUUACGCGUAAGUCACAUCUAAGCACUAAUAAUGGGCCAGUGGUGAAUUUCAUCGUCGUGUAAUUCGAAAGUGUUCUAAAAGUCACUGCCCGUCUCAGUUGCAUUGAAUUUAUGGAUUGACUUAAUGACACGAGUGCAGAAUUAUAUUUACGAGAGAAAUAGACUUAAUUCAAAUGUCCCUGCUCUCAAUCAAUCACCGAGUUACAAACCAAAAGGCAAGAAGAAAAUUGCCUUAAAGGUUGUUUGGAUAGACCUGGGAAAUGAGAAAUUUACUUAUCAUUUUUUUUACUCUUGGAAGCAAAAAGCUGUUUGACUCUAAAUACACGGGCAGUCAAAUCACGCUAAGUAACCUCCUUUUGGGCGUUUUUACAAUAUGUAGGGCAAUUUAGUUUUUUUAGAAAUCAUACCCAUAGGUGUAAGUAUGAAAGAGGAAUAAUGUCUGUAGUAUAACGAAAUGCGGUCGGAUCUCUUAGUAUAGAUAACAGAGUCGAGCCUACGGUAUAUUUCCGACUCAAACGGUUUCUUCAACCAGAUAGUAAAACGCUCGUGUUCUUAAUACGUGUUACGGCAAACUGUGUGAGGACUGCUAGGAUACUUGUUAUGCAACCCCUUUGGGAAGUCAUUAGGAGAAUAAGCGACCCCAUAGCUGAUUUUUAAGUUGGUAAUUAAAUUACCAUUACCACAGAAUAUCUGCCUAGCUCUUCAAGCCUCUGUCCAAGUAAGGACCGCCGUACGUAUUCCUUUCCCGCUUAUCCGGCUAGUCAUCUACCUUCGUCAGUGUCAAUUACCGAGACUGAUGCUAUACUCUAAAUCUUUUCAGUUAAGUUUUUGCAGCUAACUCCCCACUGCACUCUAAAAAUAAAUUUUUUUAUCUCAGUUUAAGCAUCCACUAUCACCAAUUACAUUAUACGACCUAACUCAGGAAACAUGAUGAGGGGCAUCGUAAUUAUCAUUCCAGACACCUAAAAUAUUGCGCAUUUUUCGUACUCGCCUAACUCGUCCAGGGAUAUGCAGAAUAUAUGUUUACUUAAUUUUAUAAAACGAAGCGUUUGCGAUUUUCAGUGAAAAUCUCCGUUACCUUACAUUCAGACAGCUCCCUAGGUUAAUAGCCGUCCCAACCUAGGUUCACAUGUUCGUGCGGAAGAGAGUAACUCAAACUUGACAGUUUUACGAAAAACGAAAUCAUGCCAAAUCUGAAAAUUGAUGUUUUUCGCUUAAGCCUAAUGAAGCAGAGUGUGAAAAUGAUCAUUAAUUUUAGAAAAUCAGACCUUUGUCAAUGACCGGCCUGUCAGCAUGUGACUUCAUGAAGACUUUCAUUCCUGUGACAUCCAUGUCGGUGAAGUCAAGCAAUGCGAAAGCGUAAAAAGUACAGAAACUUAUCUUAAAAUCGUUUUGACAACUGUGCCCAAACUGAGGUCGUUGGCCAACUGCCAUACAUUCAUCGACAGACAAACCCAGCAGGAUAUCCUUUCCGGAGAAGAUAGUCCAAGAAGAUGCUUUAUUUCUGUUCAGUAAAUUUUUUCAUCGGAACAGUUUAUUUUAGCCCGACUUUGUAAACUGCUAGUCGAGCUGCGUUUUUGCGAGAUGGGAGGGUUGCUCCCGAAACGUAAGCCGACCUCAGAAUGCGUAUCUUUACGACAAAUUGGAGUUUUCAACAUUCCGUCAUUUCUUCUGUGUAUGAGAGCGUCCAUAAAUGGGAGUUAUUUGUUCAUCUCUGUUUUGAAGGCAAAUUGGAUUCCUGGAAAAGUGGGGUUGAGGUUCUGUGGUGCAGUUCUAAUUGGUCUUUUUCGGUGGCAACAAACAUAUCGUCUACUUAGCUCAACCACAAUUUGGGGCUAAUUAUGGGGAGGGUUGCACCUUCUAAUUGCUACAUUAAGCUGCUACCAUAAAACCAGAUAUUGGCGGACCCAUAGAGGUGUUUUUUUAACUGUUUAACCGUCUUUGUUGAUAUUUAUUCCUAUUCCUUCACUUUACCUUUGUGCCAGAUCACGGAGGAUGGCGAAGUACUCUCUGAAAGCGAAUACCGUCUUACACAGGUCAAACGUGAGCAGAAGCACGCCCUGGUCGAUCUUUUUGCACAGGCUGUCGUUGAAAAGGCUCUCGAGGUGGAACGGACAAGACAGUGCGCCCUGCGCCAAAGUCUGGAGGAGAUUUGCAAAGCUCAGCGCGUCCGCCGAAUGAGGGUACGUUUUGACUAGCUUUCAAGCUUACACCCCUUUCGCCAACCGGAGCGGUAUUAACCAACCUGCCCUGGUUGUAGAACGAAAUACAGCGUUCCGAUUUGCUUUGACGCUCUAUUCCAGGGCCCUCAAAAACGGUGGCAUAGCCAAAAGCGGUAGCUAAAGGUUACGUGUUGUGGACAACUCAAAAAAGCGGGAUCUCAUGUAAACAUUCACAUCGUAUAGUGCUAAGGUUUGGCUGAAAAGAAGUGUAUUUGACUCUCCGCUGCAUGAGAUUUGGUCCGCUGCCCUACUUAGCAAGUUGGGAUUCCGUCAACGCAAACCUCAAUACAGAUUCUACUCCGACCCACAGACACGUCUGCUCCCUUCAGCUGGUACCGAUACUCACAAAAUAUGAACCUAAAUAUUUGCAUAUGUCGUCCGGAUUGAGACGUUCGCCCUUAAGAAUAAUAAGUAUAAAACUUUACUUGUAUUACGGCUGGCAGUCUUUGCCUGCGUUCAUCUGCUCCAUUAUCCUCACUUGGAACAGGAGCCUCUUCCAGGAGCACAAUAUGAAUCCCAAAAGCAUCAUGAGAUAAUUGUCUUAGACUAUUCUGCGCCUCAAUUAGAAGGAUAAAAACCAGUCUCGCCGCUAACUUGGUGAAUUUUGCCAAAACCUCUGGUACUGUGAACCGAGGCAGACUUUCGGAAACUUAUAAAAAGAAGACAACCUGAUAGUUGGAACAAAAAUCUUACUCGCCUCGCGUUUUGCAUUCACUCUCAAACUCAUCAUCAGCGCCAAUAGUGGAUGGGACCAAUGGACGCACAAAGGUGCAGUAUUUCUGGGACACUGGAAUGGCCAUUUCAGGCUUAUUAACCGUUGCCAGCCAGUCAUAGACAACCCCGAAUUGCGGAGUACCUGGGGCUCGAACACGCGACCUGUUAGUCAGAAGUCCACGCCUCUAACCCCCUGGCCAGGGAUCUGUUGUCCUGUCGGCUUCGAGCGGGAAUAAACAAUGGUAGAGGGGGGGGGGGGCGCUCACCGUUCCGUUGUGCCUUACGGGCUCUCUCUCGAGCUCAACAAGCAGCCGCACAGCGGCGCAUGAUAUAAGCUGGAGAGAGAACCUGUAAGGCACAACGGAACGAGUGGUUUCCGUAAGAACGAUCAGUGAGCACACCCUUCUGCCAUUGUAUUUUUGAGUUGCGGUUGUCGUGCGACCACCCGCCCGCUCUAAUUGCCGAUGAUCGGAUCAUGUGUUAUGGUUGCCUGAUCGCCCGUAUCCGAGUUGUGAAUAGUCGCAAUUUUACCAUCCGUGUUGGUUAUUGUCGCGACAAUACGGCUCUCUGAUACUAUCACCGGAAGCAGUACUCGCUCGCGCGCUCCUGAAACUGCUAGUUGCUCUGUUCAGACAGUUUCAGCUCCGAAGGUUUGACCUACUGCCACCGAAUUUGCCGUUACUUGGGAGCAAGUCCAGCCAUCCGUGUCCAGAGUAGUCCGCCGGUUUACCCGGCAUAGAUGCCUUGCGCACAACCGCACCAGGUUCGGUACGCGACCCCAGACGUCUCCCAUCGUAAUAGCUGGUCUUUCUAACUUUUCAUCCACAAAUAUGGUGAGUUGCAUAGUCGCAGACUUCCCUCAAUCCUCCUACAUUAUCAAUCAUGUUGCUAGACUCCCCCACAUUGCCUUAAGGCCUGGAAUCGGCAUCAACUACUAACCCAAUGGAAAGUUACUCAGCCGCCAAUUUUUAGACCGAAAUGACAGUAGCUAAGACUGAACUGAGCACAAAAAACCACAACCAGAGCAGAAAUGCGGCAUAGUCUGGGCCUCUGUCCGCGGGUAACCAACUUUCAGACCGACUACCGACACAGAGAAUGUACUGGACUGCUGUUAUCUAUCAGUGGCCUUUCCAAGCAUCUAGGCCUAUCCCAUUCAGAAAAAAACCUAGUUGGUGAUCGGGUCAUCUAAAACAGGGCAAAUUUCGGCUGAAAAUUCAGGAAUUCUUAUCUUUUUAAAAACACUUUUUCAUGAACGUAGUGAUUAAGCUUUUCAGUUCAUAUUAUGCCCUAGAAGGUUGCUUUUUGAUUUUUGUUCCUUUGCUCAAGAGAACGAUAUUAGAUAGCCUAGGUGAACAGAGGUUUGUCUCGCUCAUCCGAGUGUCCAGGUUCGAGUCUCCGAAUUGUAGAUCUUUUUGACGAUACCCCUACCAGAUGAGAAUAAAUCCUUAUUCUUAUUAGUUAGAACAAUCGAAAUAGCCUAUGUGCAAGAUUGCUAAACCUACCAAUAUUAGGAUGCUCUUACGUCUGUGGAGGGUCUUAUGGAAUUGAACAUGGGACUGUACAUCUUUGGACUGUCGAAUGCUCCGCUUUUUAAGUAAAACUUUUAAAGAAGAAAACCUUGACCUUCAUUUCAGCAAGGAAGCUAACAGAAACCUACCUAACUAGAACCACUUGGCAUAAAUUUACGGUUUCAUCCUCUGGGACUUACAUAAUGUCUAUGCUCACUGUAACUGGUAGUCAUCCUAAAAAUUUCGCCUAAGAAUCGUACAUUUAUGUUAGGAACCGUUUUUUUACACAAGCAGACUCCUUCUUUUCUUCCUUGCAUGACUUGAAAUGCUCGUUAAACUCCCACCGCCAAUUCAUUUCUGCCAAUUUCGUGCAUAACGCAUCUGUGCCGUACCGUCUCUAGCUCGCGUUUAUUCCGUGCUUGAUAUUUUGACCUUCGGAAAUCGCGUUCCAUCUUGGUUGCUAGGGCGGUAAGUCCGUCGCUAUGGUGCCAAGGAAAGCCGUCUCUUCGGCAACAGAGAUGUCUUACCGAGAUAUACCUGUUUGCUGAGAGUAACCAGCUAAUGAUUACCUAGUCCGAAAAAAAUAAAGCCACUCUCGUUUGCUUGCGUCAGAAGACGUAACCUCAGUUGCUUGUUGAUACAGAAGGAAACUAGAUGCACCCCCGAAAAAAGCACAUGUAAGUUCACCCAAUGCUAUCGGGUCCCACACGCGGACGCACCCGAUAAGUGUACUUCAAAAUACUUCUAAAUGCACUGUUAUGUAGUAGACACGUACAUUCACCUCACUAUCGGAUUUAAUUUAAUUUAAAUGCGUGUAAAUUAAGUGUCCCUAUAGAAAUUCAUUUUUCUACAGUUGGUUGUUUGCUACGCAAUAGGUGACCUUUCUGAGGUUUGUGCUUCGAAUUGGCACGAAUGGCCAGUGUAUUUCCCAACCCUUUUAGACACUUGGAAUGGUCACCACAGCAGCUCAGUCGAACAAGAAUGUUUUUGUGUGAUGUGAUCCUAUUGGUUAGAAUCCAUCUUAGCGGAUUGGUCAGAGAAUCAAUCCCAGGCUCUAGCUGGAAGGCAUUCAUGCCAUGACAUUGGAGGGUAGCACAUUCUGCCUUUAUCAUGCACCGCUUUGUGGCUGCCGGUGGGGCUCGAAAGAGAGCCCGUAAGGCACAACGGGAUGAGUGAGUUCCUUAGAAACGAUCGGUGAGUGCCCCUCUAUCAGGGUAGCACAUGUUCGCUGUCCAAGAUAGUCGCGUGGAAUGACGAAAUUGCUCCUUCUGGGUGAUGAGGGCUCAGUUGACACUUCUGCUGUCUGAUGGGAUAAAAUUUGACCGAAAAGUGGGUUGAGUACGAAAGGAACAGCAGCAUUUUAAGUGGGGAGGUCACCCAAGUACACUCCCAUUCUGGUCUAGCCGCGGAGGCCUUAUCCUUGUAGAGCGUUUGACUUCUAACCAGCAGGAUCAAGCCCCGGGUGUUCCACACUUCGGAGUUAGGUCUGACUGGCUGACGACGGCUAAUAAGCCAGAAAUUGCCAUUUUAGUCUCCUUUUGUCGGUAAUGCUAUUCUACCCAUAUUACGUGCCGCUGUGCGGCUACUGGUGGGCCUCGAGAGAGAUCCCGUAAGGCCCAACGGGACGAGUGAGUUCCAUAGCGCGAUCGGUGAGCGGCCUCCUACCAAAGCGUUUUUCAGUCUUGUCUCAUGUGCCUACGUUUCCACCCUUCCACUGGGAGCCCUCGCGUCCCGACUAUUUUGGGACACGAGGCUUAGCCACGUGAAACAUGGGCGUGAGGAUCGUGUUAUAGAAAUGCAAAGUCUUCAUUCAGAUUUUGGGUUUAUUCUUGAUUAACGACGUGUGGCCUCGAAGUGUACAUAUUCACAAAUGGCGUUAAGGUUUGAACAGAAAAGGUUCUUUCUAGUUCUGUCCUGGUCCAUUCUGUCGACACAGCCUGUCUGAUGAACUCUGGCAGGGCCUUCCAAGUAAUUUAUUUUGUUAUCGAACUGCGAGGGCGCAUCCUAUGGACUGCAGAAGCAACUACCGUCCAACUUGAGAAGACUUCCAUAGAGACCUUCCGUAUCGAUGACCCAACUUACGCCCAUCUGGCUCCCGAUAAUUGCCUCGUACUUCCUCCCCCCUUUAGUUCAGCUUGUCUUGACCUCGCUGAUGUCUUUAGUUCUCCAAUCACGUCCCCUCCUGGCCCUCCUUCAGCAUUUUACAUGCGUUCUGCAUUACCUUUUCCAGUAGUUCACGGGAAAAAAGACCCUCCCCCGUAUUACCGGUAUUUUGGCGCUAAAUUCCAGCGAGAUUAGGGUUAGGAUGAAGGUUUGAGCUCGGGUUAGGAUCAGGACACAGGAAUAAGUACCCCUCUUGAGAUCCAUCGCAAUGCCAUCUGUAUUACAAGGGAUUUCCUAUUCCUAUAUCGCGCUACCUCCCAUCCGCUUUCUCCUCCUAAAACUGAUGUACGAACUGCAUCGCUCAGUUUACCGCACUCUUAACAAUAGCAUGAUUUAGAGUUGCGUUAAAAAAGAGACUUUUUUAUUUAAAACGAAAAACUGAGGAAAAGAGUUGUUCAAUUUUAUGAAUUGCUAAAAGGAAAUUGAUAUAAAAGGACCGAGUUCGUUUAUUCUCCCCCUUGAGAAACAAUACCUGAAACAUCUAACUUGUCACGCGGGGGUGGUGUUUGCUGAUGCUGCCUAACGGCAGGACGGUAUUACGGCCUUAGUUUAUCUCCGUAGCUCUGCUCGUAGGAGAUGACAUUGCAUCGGCCAGGUAGUAACGGAUGAUUCCUAUCGACCGUGACAGAGCAGGAGAGAACGACCGUUUAUAAGAUGUUGACCGUCCUCAUCCAUCCGUGGCUCUAUCCCAAGCUGAGAAUGCCCGAGGUUUCAACCUGGAUCCGGUUGAUCACUAUUCAGUCACUCUGCCAGUCGAACCAACGGCCUGAUUUCAGACACAACCUACUGCAGUAGAGCGCACGUGACUUCGGACAUUUUCGAUGGAGACAAACGAGGCAUGAACCCCAGACUCCGAUGGUAGCGUCUGACUCAAGAACCAGCCGCGCCAAAAUUCCAGCGAGCAAUCAUCUUGACUUGGCGUCCGAAUGUAACUUCUUAAGGAUUGAAAUCAUCCAGGAAUUUCCAUUUCAGUUGCCCCAAUUUUUGUCAAUAAAACUUGACGAUUUCGAGGCUGCUUAAUCAGUUCCAGAGAAGUUAUUUCCGCAUUUGAAAUGUAGAAACUCAUGCAGAAGAAAUAUUUACGGACAUUGGAUUAAUAAUUUCUAUCUUAUUUGCUAUCAUUGGUAGAGAGACGUUACCCAUCGUUUUUACGGAACUCACUCAUCCCGUUGUGUCUUAGGACUCUCUUUCAAGCCAAACCAGCAGUCGCACAGUGGGACGUUAUAUGGACAGAAUGGUAUUGCCAACAAAGACAAGGGAGACUAGAAUGGCUAUUUCUGCGCGCCCCUCUAUUAUUGUGCAUUCCCGAUAGCAACCAACAAGAUAACAAGCCCGUGGCUCAAUGGGUAGAGGCGUUGGACUACUAAACAACAGGUCGAGGGAUCCAGCCGGGGGGGUUGGGUAUGACUGGCCGAUGACGGCUGACAAAUCAGAAACGGCCAUUUCAGUCUCCCUUGUCUUUGCCGGUAAUGCCAUCAUUGAAAAGCCGGGCCUGUACCCCAGUCGGCGCCGACCUAAGAUUCAAAGGCAGGCCAGUUAACUAUGGAGUAUCUGAGCAGGCACGUUUUCUUCUGCAUCCACAAUGGUGAAAUGUCUAUUCAGUUGAACAGAACGUCAGUUAUGAGCGAUUUUAAAAAAAACUACAUGCAACCAUGAACUAGAACAUAAACACGUGUUAGCUAGGUGGUCAUACACGUGUUUUGCCGGGGUAUCUGCUGCUGUAUGGUGCAGUUAUGAGGUGCUCACCUCAUAAUUUGGUCCCCCCCCCGACUUUCCCCCAUUUGGUUUCUGGUAUGUACCCCAGAUCUUCAAGUAACCCGUCUUGGUUGGCAACGUGUGUUUUCGACUAUUUAUCGUCAGGCUAGUACAAGAAUAUAGAUCUCGGUGGAGCAUUGGUUGUUGUUCAACUUCUUCCGUUCGACUGUGACAUGAAUUACUGUGCUGCCCUGACGAUGAAUAAUCAGAGAGGUGCGUUCACCACCUUUGACUUUCUCCAUGUUCACAUGGGCGGGCCAAAUGGCCGUGUAAUCAUCACGCCAACAUCCAACACGGAUGAUGAAAUUGCGGCAGUUAACGCUCGGACGCGGACUGGCGAGCCAUCACGCCUCAAUUACGACCUCUAACGGUGAUCGCUAGAGCUGUUGAUUAUAUUACUCAUCUGGCCGCACGGCAACUACGUACUACAAAUACUGCAGUCUUUGUGACACCAGUGCCCUUAUCUGCGACUGUCUCUGAUGGUGGGUGCGAGUGAGAAUCCGAAACGUCAGGCCAAUAAAUUUGUUGUUCCAGUGAUCACCUCUUCGUCUUCUGAACUGCUAUCUGGAACUCUCCUGUUCGUUUCUAUCAGCAAUAUCAAUAAAUUAGACGGGGUUUCAGGGAAAAUAGAUAUCCGCGCAAUUUCGUCAACUGGUGCAUGCGCAAAAAAGAUGAGCGACACAGUCGCACCGAUCGCAAAUGUUGGUGAGGGAUUUCGUAUGUUAAGAACGUCACGGAGGCCAUCAGGCGCCCUCUCGCACCACUUGAAUGUGGAGUCAUACACAGACCGAAGGCAACCGUUAGGCGCCAGAUAAUGAGACCAAACUAUCCACUGUCACGGUAAGAAACAUCUGGAGUCGUUUAUCGGAUUUGAUGCCGUUGCCGGCAAAGCAGCUACGUCGGAGAAACCGGGAGACUGCUCCGAACGAGAAUGGUUGAACACGCGGCAACAGUGCGGAUAAACUAUGCCAGCACCCGAGUCGCGGCUCAUUCGACGAGACUCCACCACACAUCCAAGUUAGACGCGGUCGAAACUCUCCCGAGAGGGGAUAAUCGCGCAAGUCGCUUGAUUCACGGUUCAUGGGACCCCAAUAUAUUAGCAAGUGCAAUGACCUCCCCACCCCAUAGGCUUACUUUGGUCGGAGUAAUUAACCGCUUUAGGAGCGUGCAGGCCUGUGGGCCGCGUGGCCGAGCCAUCAUCACGCUAGCAUCCAACACGGGUGAUGAAAGUUCAGCAAUUAACGGCUUGCGCGCCAGGAGCAACUAUCCUCGAUGAAUUGUGAAGCGCCGUUAAGUGUCACAGGUAUGCAGUAGCAUAGCGACUGCAUCCUAUAGAUAUUGAAACCUCCUGUGUGUGAAGUACCUGUACCUGAUACCCUUCCUGAUACUGGGGUCCAGCGUGUAUCCGUAACGUCAGGCGAAUGAGGCUCCUGUUCCCGCGAUCGCAUCUACUUUUAACCCUAAUUUCUCGGAAGUUAGUACAAGGCCGACUGCAAUACGGAGGUUUCGUAUCUCCUUCUGAUGCAGAUAUACCGGCGUGAUGGAAAUAAAUAAAAAUUCGGAAAUUCGGUUUUACGAUUUUUUCUGUCCCUGCUUGUGAUGUUUAGACUAGCUUUGUGGAUGUCAGGAGCACGGAAACAGCUCUCAUAUUUACCUUAAUAUUUGUGGAGACAAGUGUCCACAGGACAGGACCGAAGGCUGCACAUCCUGUACUUUGACAUUUGUUAAAGACAAAUCGCACUUUUGGUCCAGCUGGGCUAUCAGUUUUCGUCAGGCACGGAAGUAUGAACCCCCCUCCUCGUAUGACAGGUAGUUUUGUCGUAAAUCCCCGAGGGGUUAGUAUUAGGGUUAAAGUUACGACACUGUAAUAGGCACUCUGUGAGAUUUAGCGCAAAGUUACCGAUAGUACGGGAGUUCAUAUUCUUGUAUCCUGUCGCCGUAGUUUUCUAAAGCACUGAACUCUUUCUUAACAUAACCUCUGAUGAAAAACUACAGAGGAAGGUGUGCAUGAGGGGAAGUAGCGGUUUCGGGCUCGAGUGAGUGCCAUCAGCCGGUCCUGGCCCCGGUCAAGUGAACCAGAGAUUCGAGCCUGCAGUCCGUGCUCUGUCGACUGUAGGCUGUAAUAUUCAGCGUCACAACAGCACGUUACACGGACAUGCAUUAUCGCCUAAUAAGUUGUGACUUUAUUACAAAAUGCCACUUGGCAAUUUUAUUGGGACUAAAGGGAGCACAUGGGGAGCUUUCGUGGGCCCACUGACGAGCCUAUCAUCCCGCAUUUAUUCCAUGGAGCCGCGGAGUAACGAUCUUUGGAUAGUUCGAGGACACAAAAUACAGUCGGAUUCGUGAGUGUGAACGUUAACCUGAUAUUCCGCUAAAUUUGCACUUUCCAUAGGUACUUCCAUACAUAACUGGAGGCCUACCGCUGUCUUAUAUCGGCUGUUACACCAUGUUGUGAUCGUGUCCUUCAGAAAUUUCACCCACUAAAGCACAAGGGAAUGCGGUCCUCUGAAAUUAAUUGAAUAUUUUAUCUGAUUGCGCUUUUUUCAGAGAGUUCUCACUUAAUUAAAGAUGUCUGAUGCAGAUCUGUGUCUAAACACUCAAAUCAAGGAAACCCACUAUCGCUAAGCAAAAAGCCCGUCCCAUGGAAUAAGGUCUUUCUUGUGAGUUUCACUUAAAGCCUCUGUGGUUGCGGUAUCUCAUCCUCGACGGGCCAUAACCCCUCCAGAAGCAGGGAAGAGAGUGCGUACUGCAAUUUCUCUUAGUUUUCCACGUCUUGUAAAAGUUUUUUAAGCAGUGUUUUUGCAUAACAAUUAUCUGUUACCACCUGCGCGUGAAAUGCUGCUGAUCCCUCUUAUGGUUUCCUUCCUCCUAUUCCAUUCUUUAGGAGGAAAGAAGGCGACGAAAGCAACUGGGAUCCUUCGCAGGAAUCGUCAGCGAUCCUCUUGGACCCAUGGUAAAGCUCGUGUUGUGUAUCAACGCACAUUGCUCUAUCCGUUUGUCUGCCUGACCCCUGCGCCUAUCUUUUCCCACUACUGAGAAAAUACUCGUGAUUACUUUGCUACUGGAGUGAAUUCAGUAGCACUCUUAUAUGGGACAAUAUGUUCUCCGAAACAUUAGGGUCAUGGAUAAACAACCAAACUGUAUGAUUCUAUAGUUUCCAUUAUUUUAAGUCUUUAAAAGUGUUAAAACAAAAUUUAAGUACACAAAAUAGCAAUUUCUGGAUGCUUAGUUGAAAUCAGUCAAUUAUGCCCCAACCACUGCUGGGUUGACGUCACUUUUACUUAGCGGCCAAUCACAGUGGGCGCAAUCUCCCUUGAAAGAAAGAGUUCAGGGUUGAGUACCGGUUGCGAUUAUGUAAGAUUCGGCGUUCCAACAGUGACAAAAAUUUCGGCGACAUUACUGCCUAGUUUGGCUUAAAUAAGCGUGCUCCGGCGAAGCUCUACAUCAGGUUUUCAAUCUUUUAUUAUUUGGAAUGCUUUUUUCAUGACUAGUACGAUAUUACCAGAUCCCUUUGUUGCCUGUUUGGCAUUAAUUUUGUCUCUUAUCCGUCUCUGGACAAAUAUCGUGAAAAACCAAGACACUUGUAUUCUCAUGUUGUUCAGUCACUUGACGUUUAAAUGAACUUUCUGACCUAUUUGACCAGAAGGAUCUUGAUUUGGAGGAACUAAAAGAGGCCUUCGAGGAGUUGGAUGAGUCAGUUCUUGUGUCGGUAAAAGGAGCCGUUGCAAUUCCUCUUUCAGAAUUUCUAUUUGGAGUUCUAGUUUCGCGCAUUCCUUUCAACGUUUCGUUUAUUUUCCCUCACAUUUCUUUUUCUGCGGUUUUGGUAAACGGAUUAUCAACUUGUUUGCCCCCCCUCUCACUGUUAAUUCACCCAUUUAGCUUUGAUUGAUUUCUGUAUCUUCCUUUAGUUAGACGAUGAAAGUAAGCGCGAGUUCAACCGCAUGCUACAAAGGCAGUAUAGGAUAGGUCACAACGACCCGCAUGGAGACAACCAACGUGAGUGUUUUGUCUUUAACAAAAAAGACUGGUCUGUUUCAAACGACAGGACACUGAACACUAAUUUUUUGCAGUUUUAGAUAAAGGCGAACCUCCAAGGCGUUUCAGAAAGAGUAGGACGCGCAGUGAUGCCAGGCCGUGCAAAGCCACUGUCAACGGUGAUGUAAGUUUCUGCGUAUGCUCCUAAGUAGUGGAACUGUUGACGUAAAAAGUAGGGAAAAAGCCGGCGGCGGAGCAGAUGUACUCCUCGCCUCAGACAGAUUUAGCUUCAUUGACAUGGGAAGGUCGUUCUCUGGCCUAUUUGGACCCUUUUGCCUGUUAUGAGAGAUUUUUGAGUUAAUAUCGGGUUCCUGGGCGCGCUCAUCCUUCUAACCUCCAAAACUAGCUACGUGUCUACGGCGUAUCUCAUUAUGUAACGCGCCUGCGCUGAUUGCUUAUUACGUUAUUUUGCUAGGGGUGCAUUUGUGUUUAUGUUUCUCGAUCAUUCAUCCUUUCGCCACGAGCGAUUGGGGCUUCUGGUCUUCUGUGGGUUGUAACGACGGCCCUCUCCCUCCUUCUCCCCCUCCCCCCCCUUUCUGCCUCUCUCGACCUCUCCUUCCCUUUCCAACCCUCUCUCUUUCCCCCGUCCCCACACUCUCUCCCUCUCCCUCAUACAGGGCGCAUCCCAUAAUACGCACCAAACAUGGAAGAGGGUGUUGUUGACACUCCUAGGCGCAGGCUCACACCACGCCGGCCGUUUGCGCCCAAUCCCAGUAUCAUAUCGUCGGCCGACUUGGACAGUGAACUGGUGCGUCGGUGAGCGAAGGGAGAGAGAGUAAGGUCGGCCCUGGAGACUCCGUCCCCACUGCCACUCCAGCGCAUUCCUCACCAUAAACAAUCUGAUGUGCUUCGAAAUUAUAAUGACGCGCUAAAAGUCAUGGCUUGAAGGUUUUCAACUGACUGGGUAACUCAGUUUCCUUAGGACAAAGAGUUAGGUUUUAAUGGCUCCUUCUGAAUGUGGCCACUAUAGCACUCCCAGUCAAAUGGGGUCCGAGCCGCCCACCCCCCCUCCGUGUCUCUGCGGCAACCUGGUCCAUCUUAUGCGGAUGUGGCCUACGUGGUCCGCGUGGACUGACUGCGUAGCUUUGCCAGCCUCCAUACCCGACCCCGCCUCCGGCCGCUCUGAGUCUUUCUUGCUACCGGGCCCAAAAAGGUGCGAAAGAAGGCAAUGCGUCCUAUCCUGCUCAAAUCUGCCAUCACUGCAGGCUAAUUCACUCGCAAAUCAUUGUCCUGCGUCUGCCGUGCUGUGGGACACGGUGGAUAUACUCAUUCUGGACGUCGGAACUGUCGAGUCCUAGAGAUUGUGCGACAUGCGCGUAACAAGCGAACAUCCAAGGUCACGAACACGUGAUCAGAACUCCUGAGCGCCGAUUGGCCGCCCGCCAUCCUACGACAUUUCCUCAUGACGUGUAACCGGCAGUGGCUUCCAAGACUUGCCACUUAGGCUGUCUUUUGUGCGCAUUGCACAUCCAUUAGUCAGGAGAACAUAGUAAUAGUUUAUCCACCAGAGGUGUGUAUAGGAUGGAAUGAGGCCAUGUGCAUUAAGACCGGGGAGAGGGGGGGGGGUACCGGUGGGUGAGGUUUAGUCGACGGCCUCAUUGCAGGGCGCAAUGGCCAUUUCUGGCUUAUUAGUCGUCGUCAGCUAGUCAUGCCCAAACCCGAAGUGUGGAACACCCGAGGCUCGAACUCGCGACCUGUUAGUUAGAAGUCCGCGCCUCUAACCACUGGGUCACGAGCCCGUUGCCCUGUCGGUUUAGAUCGGGACUACAGCUGGAUAUAGUUCCACGAGUUUUUCGAGUUAGUCAGUCAUUACCCUUGCAACGGUCGAAAGAGCAUCUUUUGGGAACGUAGAACGGAAUUUCCCAGCCCUGUCGACCGUGUGCAUUAUUGAAUUGACUCCUAUCCGUUCGCCGGCAUGCCGUACACAACUGGAGAAGUUUCUUGGACGACUGCCUGACGACCAGUGUUUAGAACAUCCCGGACGAACUUGGCUGAACUCGAUUAAAAUAAUUAAAAGGUAUUUGGAGUAUAUUCGACCGCCCUCUGUUGGCCCGUUCGCGUAACUCCCACCAAGUCUGUUUAACCGACCUGCUUUAUAGCCUGUCUAGAUUAAUUCGUCUGAGUUGGCUUACUUCCUGCCGCCCGUACGUGGAAACGGUGUAAAUAGGCAGAUUUGGACGGAAACACGGUUCUAUAAUGUGUCAUGUCUAGCAACAUUUAAAUACUGCACUCACAAGCUAAUGUCUCUGGGCGUACAGGCAGGAAGGUAUGGCGUACAGUCGGAAAAGUGUGGCGUAUAAUCAGAAAGGCAGUAUCAAAUUACGCGGGAAGAAGACGGGAGGUUCGAACAAAUGGCAGGAGGGUUGUGGAAAACAGAAGGACGUAAUUUUCCGAGACAAACAAAAAUUGUAAAGUAGACGACAAAAGUGUCCAUAAAAAAGAUAGCAUAUGUAGGAACGUACAAUUUAUUCGGUGGAAAAGAAGAAGUUCUUUCCCAGUCUUCUACUUCAGGGAAACUCAACAAAUGGGUGGCUGAAAUGUCACUUGCAUUCGGUUGUGCGUCAGGCCAGCUUUAUGAUUAAACACGAGUGUCCUUCGCAGUUAAUUCACUACCUCUUCGUCCAGGAGUUAAGGACCUUGUCCCUAUGAAAUGCAUUAUGUAUAUUUGACGACAGUAAAUCAUCCUGUCUGGUUGUUAAAACACGAACUUAACGUCGCAACACUAGCACUCUAGCACCACCGCAAGGAAAGUCACUGCUCUACCAAAUUCUACAGUUAGCUUAGGGGUUAUUUUCGAAUGACAGGGGAAAUACCCCAUGAAUUUUGGGACUUCCCUCGAUGGUAAGACGCUAAUUUGAAACGAUUUUUGUGGCAGUUCAAGGCACUAGCAAAUGAAUGACUAUUUCGCCCCGACCUUUUGCGCAUUAGAGCUUGAAAUCCACCCGAACUCGUACCCUUUGGUAGAUUAUCACAGAAGGUCGUGGACAAUUAAAGUAUGCAUUCAGCCUUUGGGCAGAAAAGUGCGGUCACACGGUGUCACCGCAGGAAAGAAGACAGUGCUCACCGAAAUGGAUCUGCUCAUGCUGAGGUGUAUUUAUCAGCGACCUCGGGUGCUCAUAAGUAGACUUGUGGAUUUGAAGGAGACACGAUCGUUGGGACAAGAACUUUAUUGCCCUGGCGUUUCGGAUUCCUGCUCGAACCCAUCAUCAGAGACAAUAGCAAAUAGGGGUGGAGCGUACAGGCGAACAUCAAAAGAUGCCAUGAUCUCAUUUGGAUGGAGGCUUACCCCUUUAAGUUUCAUCCAGGACAUCUUGGAUGUCCUCGUAUGCCGCAAGGAUUGUGGUGGACUAACGACCAAAGUGUUCACGAAAGCGACAAAUACGACGCAAGUACUGAACUUCAACAGCGACCACCCACUCAACCACAAACGCAGUUGUGUAAGGACGCUCUAUCUGCGUGUCGAAACGCACUGCAAUGAGCCGGAAGACAAGAUUGCAGAACUGCAAUACCUCCGACGGGUCUUAAAAGCCAAUGACUACCCGCGCACAUUCGUCCACCGGUGCAUACGCAAAAGGGACGAAAGGCCUAGCCGCACGGAUACCAAAUUUUGGCGAACGCUUCCAUAUGUCAAGAACGUUUCGAAAGCUGUCGGCCGUCUUCGCGCGCCACUUGGGGUUGGUGUUGCACACGGACCAGAGGCAACUAUCAGGCGUCGGAUAAUGAAACCGAAAGACCCACUACCACGGAAAGAAACAUCUGGAGUCGUUUAUCGGAUCUGGUGCAGUUGCGGACAAAGCAACUACGUCGGAGAAACCGGAAGACAACUCCAAACGCGAAUGGCCGAACACGCUGCAGCGGUGCGGAGAAAUGACGCCAGCUCUCAAGUUGCGGCUCAUUCGACGAGAUCCGGCCACACAUUCAGAUUCGAUGAGGCCGAAAUUCUCGCUGGUGGUGACAACCGCGUGAGCCGGCAGCUGCUUGAUUCAUGGUUUACUGGCCACCAGUCCAUUACCAAGUGCAAUGAUCUUUCCCUUCCAUACUCGAUGCUGAGACUUCGCCUGGGCGGAGUUGUUGGCCACGCGGGGAGCGCACAGGUGAACACUGUUCCCAACGGCAGGGUCGGUGGGUCAGAUGGUCAAGCAAUCAUCACACCAACAUCCAACGCACGUGGUGAAAUUGCAGCAAUUAACGACGCGUAUGUCGGCCAUCGAACAAGUAGCACAUCAAGUGCGACGAUCCCGGAUGAAGGGGGGAGCCGUGAAUGUUCAUAGGUAUGCGGCAGCAUGGCGACUGCAUUCUAUAAAUACUGCAGCCCCUUAUGCAUGAAGCAUCCGUAUUUUCUGUUGUCUCUGAUGAUAUGUUCGCGCAGGAAUCCGAAACGUCAGGCUAAUAAAGCUCUUGUCCCAGCAAUCGUGUCUUUUUCUUCAAGACUGCUUCCUGGGACUCGUCUCUUCGCUUCUAUUGACUUGUGGAUUUGUACACAGUCAGUCACGGCGAUUUUUAUUACCAGCGGGAACCUUGUAAUAGUUUUUGCCUUCCCUUGCUGCACAGUGCUUAGGUUCCUCCUUUCCGGCCAUCGGUGACUAUGAUUAAUGGGUCAGAGGGCCAUAUGCUUUUUCUGCCAAUCUCAUGUGUUCAAGUUUUUUAAUUGGUGACGAACAGUCAGAGGCGGCCUGCGGCUCAGUGUUGCAAUUGUUUCACUGUCUGCAUCGAAUCGUCCCGUAGGCUUGAAAAAUUCAGCCUCUUUUCCGACACAGCGUCAGUAGCUGAGAGUCCCAGGGACACCUUCCUGACUUGUGACUCUUUUUGUCUGGCCAAUGUUGGUCAGAUUUCGUCGCUCUCUCCUUCUCUAGACUUCUCUCUCUCUCCCUCCCAGGGUAUUGGUCUGGGCUUGCAGCCGGGUGCAGCCAAUGCGGAGAACGUGUACGGGCCUCAGCGGUGGAUCAGCGAGAAACAGAAGUGUGCCAAGGAGCAGAAGAGUCUAGCCGACCUCAUGACGGCUAACCAGCUUCGCUUUAGCAAGGCUUUCUCUGGAGGCCCUAUUCUGCCACCGGUGCCGAGACAUUUGGCUGAGGAGAACGCCAAGACCGCAAACGGUGACUCC
Messenger RNA from Spirometra erinaceieuropaei, 20661 nucleotides. The record is from the annotation of a GenBank genome assembly. NCBI's taxonomy places the organism in Eukaryota, Metazoa, Platyhelminthes, Cestoda, Diphyllobothriidea, Diphyllobothriidae.